This is a messenger RNA of Arabis nemorensis, 186 nucleotides long. NCBI's taxonomy places the organism in Eukaryota, Viridiplantae, Streptophyta, Magnoliopsida, Brassicales, Brassicaceae. The record is from the annotation of a GenBank genome assembly.
AUGUCUUGCCAUGGCUUAGAUGAUUGCUCUCUGUGGGUUGCUCCGAUCAAAUCAUUCCGGGUUUGUUUCUCUUUUGGUUUGAUGGUUUCUUUGGUGGCUAGUUGUCGUAGGUGUCUCCCUGUUCAUGAUUGGGCUCGCUUAUGGCCGGUGAUGGCUCGCGGUGACCUUUCAUCCUCCUUAGGCUAG